Molecule: messenger RNA, 2592 nt
Organism: Aspergillus viridinutans
Lineage: Eukaryota; Fungi; Ascomycota; Eurotiomycetes; Eurotiales; Aspergillaceae
Exons: 3
Coding region: 1-2592 (863 amino acids)
Biological process (GO): nucleoside metabolic process
Molecular function (GO): catalytic activity
Source: RefSeq, a predicted model, not a curated record
AUGGAAACCAAGACGAAACGUCUAUCUCAUGAUGCAUAUACAGUGGCGCUGUUCACCCCCCGCGAGAUUGAGUUGAGUGCAGUGAGAUAUAUGCUCGACGAAGAACAUCAGCCACUACCGAGCGCCGGCAAUGACCCGAAUAACUAUGUUCUGGGACGGCUCUGUCAGCACAAUGUCGUUAUCGCGUCCUUGCCUACCGGAUACCAAGGUAAGAUCUCCACUGCGGUCGUCGCAGGAGAUUUGGCGCGCACCUUCCCGUCGGUCACGCUUCGAUUGCUCGUGGGCAUUGGAGGUGGCGUGCCCAGCGACACUACCGACAUUCGUCUGGGAGAUGUGGUGGUCAGUGUUCCAUCUGGAUCUCAGGGUGGUGUUGUUCAAUACGAUCUGGGAAAGCAGACUACAACUGGGUUUCAACGCAAAGGAUUCUUGUGCCCCCCGCCCAGUGAAUGGCUGGCUAUUCUCCCGAGAAUGAAAUCUGAUCACCGCGUGCGGCCCAACAUGGUCUCAAGUCACAUAGGAGAUAUGCUGAGAAGAUUUCCAGUAUUGUCCGAGUAUAAGAGACCGUCGCCUGAGAUGGACAUCUUGUUCAAGUCCGACUACGACCAUUGCAUGGAUCAGCCAACUUGCCAGUCCUGCGAUAGACAAAAGGCAGUUCCCCGGCAGAAACGCAGCGCUCCGGAUCGACCUUUCAUUCAUUACGGGGUCAUUGCAUCAGGGGAUCGCGUGAUGAAGAAUGCGAAGGAGCGGGACAUGAUCAGUAAGAGUAGCGAGGGCGCGAUCUGUUUUGAGAUGGAGGCAGCAGGCCUUAUGAACGAUUUCCGCUGCAUUGUUAUUCGUGGAAUCUCCAACUAUGCGGACUCGCACACAAACGAUAUUUGGGAACCCUAUGCCGCCGCAGCUGCCGCGGCUCUUGCAAAGGAGCUCCUUUCUGACGCUAUGAGAAAGCUGACCAAGGAUGUCAAAAUGCUGGCAGCCACCAUUCAAUGCUCUCGUGAGACUGCUGCCUUGAAGGCUUUCUACACUGAAGGGAAGCGUCUUAAUAUAGAACUGGUGAAGCGCUCAUUACAGGUCGGCGAGAAUCAUCAAUCAUUCUCUCUCAUGCCACGCCUCAAGAUGCAAGCAGAUAAGGACUCAGACAUCAUCCCCUUGCCAUCGCUAUUUGAACCACGCACUGGAUCAUCACACACGCCUUCGGUACCCAAACGCAUCCUGAUCGAAGGGCGGGCCGGAGUAGGAAAGACGACUCUCUGCAAGAAGAUCGUUUAUGACCACCUCCACCAUCAACUGUGGAGCCACCUUUUCGACUGGGUAUUGUGGGUUCCAUUGCGCAAGCUGCGACGAAGAUCGAAAACGGCAGUUGCGUACAACUUGGAAAAUCUGUUUUAUGACGAAUAUUUCUCUCAACACCCUGAUGGCAAAGACUUGGCACGAGCAUUGUCGCAGGCUGUCAACGAUCCCUCCCUUAGCAACCGAGUACUUUUCUUGCUCGAUGGUCUCGAUGAAUUUUCCAGUGAAUGGGAUACAGACACGCCAAUGCACGAUUUUGUGUCCCAUCUGCUGAAGCAACCGCAGGCCAUUAUCACGACAAGACUCCGCCCCUCGGAUCAAAUCGAUCUAGGGACUGUCGAUCUCGAACUAGAAACCAUAGGAUUUCUUCCUGACCAUGUAAACAACUACAUCAACCACCCAGAGAUUGUACCUGACGGUGGGACUGCGAGGGAGAUUGAGUCAUUCUUGCAAAAGCAUACCCUUAUGCAAAGCCUCAUGCGAAUCCCUGCCCAGCUGGACGCACUGUGCUAUAGUUGGGAGCGAGACUCGUUGGAAGGGAGGCCGCAGACAAUGACCAGCAUUUAUCAGGCAAUUGUGCUGAAGCUGUGGAGAAAGGAUAUUCUGCAGCUGGGCAUUCGAGAUAACCAAGGAAUGCCGCUAACGGAGGGGAGAGUAAAAGACAUCUUCGAGUCUGACAUCGAGGAUUAUAUAUUCAAUGAGAUCGACCUAAUCGAGGGUCUUGCCUUCCACGGGCUCACCAAUGAUAUUAUCGAAUUUCGGUGGAAAGACCGACAAUCGUUCUACAGACUUUUCAAACGGCACGAGGAGAAGCGUCCUGCCGAUGGCGAACGUGUGCUUCGGAAGGCCUCAUUUCUGCGUACCUCAGACGAUACUCUGCAGAGACACGAGCAAAGUUUUCAUUUCCUUCACUUGACCUUCCAAGAGUUCUUUGCAGCGAGAUAUUUUGUCAGGCACUGGCUACAGAACAAGCCUCUCCCGCUCUAUCGUGUGGGUCAACAAUCAACGAAGAACUCUUUAAUGGCACCCCGAUUGUUCCUUCAGGCAAAGAAAUACGAUUUGCACUAUAAUAUAUAUUGGCGUUUUGUAGCAGGACUUUUACAAAACUGCUGGCAGUCAGAUGCUGCAAGCGGAGAGUUGGUGAGAGAUUACUUCGAUCAACUAGACCGUGAGCCUCGCGACGUGAUGGGACCGGCCCACCGGCGACUUACCAUGCAUUGCCUCAGUGAGGUAGCCCCCGCGAGCGAUGAUGAGGCCAUUUCGGAGAGGAGGUCUUCGCUUGAGAAACGCUGCUGCAAUGGGUAG